AUGCGUAUCGCUCGCUGGCUAUUGGGUAGAGGCCCUGAGCACAGUGGCCUCAUCAUCGGCAAUGAUGCGUCUGGAAAGACCACCAUGCUCUACAAGCUGAAGCUGGGAGAGAUAGUCACGACAAUUCCCACCAUCGGCUUCAACGUGGAGACACUCGAGUAUCCAGAUGGCGGGAAAAUUACCCUCUGGGACGUCGGAGGAUGCGACAAGAUCAGACCUCUCAUCCGACAUUACAUGCAGCCAGAUCGCUUCCUAAUUUUUAUUCAGAGUUGCGGCGAUUUGGAUCCCGACAGGAUCGAAUUCUCUCUUGAGUAUCUCCGCAUGGGCUUGGCCAUGAUGGCAGACCAAGGCUGCCGACACAUGUUUAUCCUCUUCAACAAGCAAGACCUCCUCCCGCCCAACGAGAGAGAUUCCAUCAUUAAAGGCAUAAGAGCCCAGAUUGAGACAGAGAUUGCUCCUUAUCUUGGGAACCACGACAUCAGGAUCUUGGAUUAUCCUGGUUUGUGCGCGACGUCUGGUGAACAGCUUUAUCCUGCUAUGGAGGAGAUUAGACAGACGAUUCAACAGAUCAAGAAGCCGGCUCAACCAGACACAAAGGCUCAAGUAGCAGAGUUGGAAAAGGGUCCCAGCGACACUGAACUCAUUGAGCGCGUAAAAAAGGCCAAUGCGGACGCUGUUGAUGCCGAGAGCUUCUGGACGUCAUUCAUGGACGGCAGUCUGGACUCGUGGGAUCACUACACUCAUCUAAGAACCGGCUUCUUCGUGUUGCAUGAUUGCUUCGCCAGAGGAUUCGGCCUUUUGGAGUGUGCCGAUGAGUUUAUGGCUCAUCUCAAUCGUCUCAGACAGGGAAACCCAGAGCGAUUCCGCAACACUGCGCACAAGACCAUGACUAUCUUUUGGCUUCAUCAGAUUCAGAUCGCUGCUGUCAACUACCAAGCCAACAAUGGACAAGACAAGUUCCCAGACAGAGGUGAAUAUGCAGAAAUCGCUCUUUCGGCGCCGUGGCUUAUGAACUCUGGUCUUUGGAGGUCGUACUACUCCAAGGAUAUGCUGUUCACGCCCGAAGCUCGAGAGAAUUGGCAUCUCCCGGAUCUGCAACCUCUUCCGACCCCCACUCAAGCCAAGGUAGAGGAGGAACAGCCGAACACCCAGCGUCCUGGGAAUGAUGUGGAUAGACUGCCCCGUUUUGCAUUCUCGGUUGUGCAAAAGACGCUCACGUCUAAGCUCAGACGCGGAGGAGUCGUGAAGCAAGCACUAGAGGCUUUGCAGUCGUCUACAAUCCGCCUUCGCGCAUCUGAUUCGUCUGUGUUGCCAUACUCGGAGACCCAGGCGUAUUUCUGGAUCCAGAUUGUCCACGCGUAUUUACGAUCCUUGGAAACUGAGCCAUCCAAGGCGUCAAAGGGUACACAAUUUGAGGGAUCGGUCACGACGCUCACUUUUGGGGCAUUCAAGGCUCUCUUUGACAUUACUGGAGACGAGUGGCGCCAGUACUACUCGCCUUCUGUAUGGCAAGGCAUUCCCGCGAGGAUGAGCUUUGUGAACCCCGACAAGAAAGCUCUUCCCAACGUCUUUGGCAUGCCUUCCAAGGCAAAGAUUGACCUCGCCCGGUCGCAGAUGGUCAACGCAGUCAGCCGUCGUUUCACUAAGCCCUCAGGCCUACCUCCACGCGAGGACCUCGACUUUUGGGCUGCGGUUCUUAUUGAUGAGGCAAAGCUCAUACCUGAAGAGGAACUCAUUGUUGAGAGCCAUGCCAGCCUGUUACGCUUCCUCUACCAACGACUGAGCAAGCCAUCUGAGGAAAAGAGCUCUACGGCCGCGGCGCGGACGGCGUUGGAGCUUUCUUCAAGCAUGGGCUCUACACAGAGCAUGUUUUGGGUACAGCAGGUUCAGCUCUGUCUUGCUAGUGGAAAGAUGGCGUCGACAUUUGAAGAGUUUGUUACGGCGAAUGCGCAUCUGGCGUAUGAGGAUCUGCCUUUGGUGUAUUACUCGCCUCAGCUGUGGCAGAGCGCUGAGGUGAAGGAGGUUUACGUUCCGCCGGAUCGUCAUUCGCUUUCGAGUAUUGUAUCUAGUGGGAAAUGA
This is a messenger RNA of Fusarium falciforme, 2079 nucleotides long. RefSeq lists its product as hypothetical. Gene Ontology annotation, cellular component: cytoplasm. Gene Ontology annotation, molecular function: GTP binding; GTPase activity. The transcript has 4 exons. The coding region runs from base 1 to 2079 and encodes 692 amino acids. Gene Ontology annotation, biological process: intracellular protein transport; vesicle-mediated transport. NCBI's taxonomy places the organism in Eukaryota, Fungi, Ascomycota, Sordariomycetes, Hypocreales, Nectriaceae. The record is from RefSeq and is a predicted model, not a curated record.